Messenger RNA from Contarinia nasturtii (swede midge), 1826 nucleotides. RefSeq lists its product as uncharacterized. The record is from RefSeq and is a predicted model, not a curated record. Bases 182 to 1501 code for a protein of 439 amino acids. Gene Ontology annotation, molecular function: protein binding. Lineage: Eukaryota; Metazoa; Arthropoda; Insecta; Diptera; Cecidomyiidae. The transcript is spliced from 2 exons.
UGCAAAUCAGAUGCAUAACAAAUUCUACAAGCUGUAUUUCACAAAACAAUCGUCUAAUAAUCUUUAGAAAUAUUCCACUUGGAUCCAUCGUUACCGUACAAUAAUUUGGAAUUUCUUCAAUUCUAAGGCCAAAAAAUUGAAAUACUGGGUGAAUUUGUUGAUCGAUUGAAAUCUGUUCAAAAUGAGUGAUGAAAACGAGGAAAUUGGAAAUGAUGCUGAAAAUUGUGCUCCGGGAGAGGUGCUAAACCAAUUAAUAGUAGUCGAUCAAAUAUUAGUCGAUCAAUCGAUCGAUCCAUCUCCAAUUUUCAAACUGAAUAUCGAUUGCCUUGAGGAACUGUUUGAAUGGCUUUCGAUAGCCGAUUUAUGUGCGCUUCGUCAAACAUGCAAACGCUUAAAACGAGUUGUCGACUACUUUAUCAAGUCCAACUAUCCAUCUGUACAAUUUGGUUUCGGUCGUGUUGUAUUGAGAAAGCAUAAAUCCGAUAAGUUUCGUCAACUAGAUGCCACUAGUUUAAAAUUGAUAAAACAAAUUACGCUUUGGACAGGAGAAUCACAUGAAAUAGGUUCUAUUCGUGACAUUUUGCCACAGUUAGAGAGAUUCAAAAUUGGUACCGGGGAGUUCGAUGGCGAUUUCUACAAGUCUGUCCUGAGGUGGUGUACAAAUCUAAAAGAUCUUUCAAUUUGCCAUAUCAUGGAGGAUAAAGUAAUUGGUAACGAAAACGAAUGGUUACACCGUGAGUAUCCGUUGAUUGAGCACAUUUUACUGGACGAUUCCGACAUUGGUGGACCCGGUAAUGCGUGGGAAAUUCCAGAGCUAAAAAUAUUCUUCGAGAAAAAUCCAAAAAUUCAAUCAUUUUCAACGACUUUUCAUUUUUUGUGGGAAAACCGCCAGUGUUGGUUAGACUCAAACAUAAAACUCGAUCAGCUCAAUAUUCAAGGCGACUGUUUCUUAGAGAAUGGAAUGGAUCGCAUUUGUGGUUUGCUUAAUACACUUUAUGAACAAGGAUUUUAUCGACGCGUACACAUGCGAGCCACAUUCAUUUACGAACAAGAUGAAUUGGACCAAAUACUUUCAGUGCGCGGAAUGCAAAAGUUGUAUUUGGCCUGUGUUGAGAUAAAGACUACAUUGCCACCAAUGACUGAUUUACAAGAAUUGGGCAUUAACUACGAUGGUGACUUUGACGAUUUUGAAACCAUUGCAAAGAAUCUAGUGAACGUUGAACGCAUCUAUUUCAAUCACAUACAAUCUGAUACUUUAAUACCGUUCAUACGACAUGCGCAGCGAGUAAGGGAAAUUAAAAUUGACCAUUUGAACGAGGGGAUUUGUUUUGAAAAUGGUGUCAUCAAUUUAAAAGCAUUGAACAAAGAACGAAUGGCCUUGAAUUGUGCCCGCAAAAUUACAAUUUAUGUGAAGGAAAAUAUUUUCUUGGCAACUAAAUGGGCAACGAAUUGCACCGAGCUGGGUUUGGUCACAUUGAAACGGAUCGAAGCUAUGACGUAAAUGUGUAUAUUGAAUAGCCAGUGUUCGCAACGAAGGCGAUUUUUCGAUUCCGACACCGAGCGACACCGAGACUAUUCAAUCCGAUGCCGACCGAUGCCGAAAUUAUUAAAUCCGAUACCGACCGUUCGCCGACCAUCUUUUUUCGAUGCUCGAAAAUCGAACAAAAUUUUAUACAAAAUGAAAUAGAAAUGAGAAAAAAAUGACAAUUGAUAAAAAAUCCAUUCAAUUUUUCAAAAAGUCGCGAACUCGGAAAAAACUCGGAUGGCGAAAUCAUUCCGACGCCGACCGUUCUCCGAAUACACGGCUUUUGUCUGCUGAAUUUUUU